Lodderomyces orthopsilosis Co 90-125 is the source of this 414-nucleotide messenger RNA. RefSeq names its product E2 ubiquitin-conjugating protein. The coding region runs from base 1 to 414 and encodes 137 amino acids. Gene Ontology annotation, biological process: protein K63-linked ubiquitination; DNA damage tolerance. The transcript has 2 exons. NCBI's taxonomy places the organism in Eukaryota, Fungi, Ascomycota, Pichiomycetes, Serinales, Debaryomycetaceae. The record is from RefSeq and is a predicted model, not a curated record. Gene Ontology annotation, cellular component: nucleus.
AUGUCUAAAAUCCCUAGAAAUUUCAAAUUGUUGGAGGAAUUAGAAAAAGGUGAAAAAGGUCUUGGUGCCGAGUCCAUUUCUUAUGGCUUAACGAAUCAAGAUGAUAUAACAAUGACGUACUGGAAUGGAACUAUUAUUGGCCCACCACAUUCCAACCACGAGAAUAGGAUAUACUCCUUGAAAAUCGUAUGUGAUGAGAACUAUCCUGACAAACCACCCAAAGUUCAAUUCAUCAGCAAGAUUAAUUUACCAUGUGUGGACUCAAGUGGAAAUGUCGUAGUAUCUGAAUUUGAUACUUUGAAAAACUGGAAAAGAUCAUACACCAUGGAGACUGUGUUGUUAGAGUUAAGAAAAAGCAUGGCUUCACCAAAUAACAAGAAAUUACCACAACCAGAGGAGGGAUCUACUUAUUGA